CGAAAUUAUCACUAUUUCUCCUCGGAGAACAGUCCGGCAUUCAAACGCCUCGGACUAUCCGGGUCGUUCUCUGCUCUGGUAGACCUGACGUUGUUCAGUAGUGAAAUAGAAGAAGGUGGACGGAUUUCCGGGUUGUGACCGUGCUUCCCCAACCGGACUGAAUGUCUCCAGGUGCCAGUUCUCCACCUACCUGACAACUCCUGGUGAAUGUGAAAGCCUCGUACUCAUAGUCAAAAUAUUUAUUUAUUUCUCAAUAAGAUCUAAGCUUUCACCAUUUCAGGGAAACGGCACCAAUAGAUACGCUGAAAGCAGUGUCCGCCCCAUGAACAGUUACGCAAUGGUUGAGGAGUAGUAGUUCUGCGUGAAGAUGCCCGCAGAUUCCAAGGCCGACGCCAACGCCAAAGUCCCAAUGAUGGGCAGUUUAACAGAAGCUCCCAGACAAAAUCCCAUACUAAAAUGGAUGCGAAUGAAUCUUCUACUUAUGCUGACGAUCGCAGGUGUACUCAUCGGCAUCCUGGUGGGUUUCCUGGCUCGGAUGGGAGAGUACAACGAUGACGUGGUGGCUCUUGUCUCAUUCCCAGGCGAUAUUCUAAUGCGCAUGUUAAAGAUGCUUAUUCUUCCUCUUAUUAUUUCAUCCAUGGUAUCAGGUCUUGCUCAGCUGGAUCCUAAAUCCAGCGGUAAAAUGGGUGCUAGAGCGCUGGCUUACUACUUCUCAACUACCAUUCUGGCUGCAGUUGUGGGCAUCGUGCUGGUUAUUAUCAUCCAUCCUGGCGAUCCUUCCAUCAAGGAAGAAGUUGGUACUGGAACUGAAGAAAAGACGGUUUCUACCCUUGACGCCUUCCUAGAUCUCAUAAGGAAUAUGUUCCCCGAGAACUUAUUGCAAGCCUGUUUCCAGCAAGUUGAGACGAGUUAUUCUAAAGAGAAGCCUAAAAUACUGAAAGUGACGGGUCUAAACGAUUCUGUGGGUAUUGGAGAAAUUCUCAAUGAAACUCAAUACAUCACCAAAAGGACGCUCACAUAUAAAGACGGAACAAAUGUUUUAGGAUUAAUUGUAUUCUGCAUUGCUUUUGGUAUCUUUGCCGGCAACAUGGGACCAGACGGUCGCAUUAUGGUUCAUUUCUUCGUCGUUCUCAAUGAAAUUGUUAUGCGAAUUGUCUACCUCAUCAUGUGGUAUUCCCCCUUCGGAAUCAUGUCUUUAAUCGUAGGGAAGAUCAUGUCUAUUGAAGACUUGGCUGUUACUGCCCAGCAGCUAGGCUUAUAUAUGUUAACUGUCAUCGUUGGUCUCCUUAUGCAUGGUAUUAUAACAUUGCCAGGAAUAUAUUUUCUUAUCACGCGAAAAAACCCAUGGCCAUUCUUUCAAGGUAUGCUUCAAGCUUGGGUGACAGCGCUUGGUACGGCAUCUAGUGCUGCUACGCUCCCUGUCACCUUCAAGUGUCUGGAAGAAAACAACAAUAUCGAUUGUCGGGUUACGAGGUUUGUUCUACCCGUCGGAGCAACUGUUAACAUGGAUGGCACUGCUCUGUACGAAGCUGUCGCCGCCUUGUUCAUCGCCCAAAUGAACGGUAUCACUUUGUCUGCGGGACAGGUCAUCGCUGUGAGCUUAACUGCCACUGCUGCCAGUAUCGGAGCUGCUAGUGUGCCAAGCGCUGGUUUAGUGACAAUGUUGUUGGUUCUAACUGCUGUUGGACUACCAACUCAGGACAUUUCUAUGAUCGUUGCUGUCGACUGGCUGCUCGACCGAAUCCGGACAUCUGUUAAUGUUCUUGGAGAUGCUUUCGGUGCUGGAAUAGUUUACCACUUGUCCAAGAAGGAAUUAGAUCAAAUGGAUGCUGAACUCGCUGCCAGGGAAGAGGUAGAAAUGCUGGAUACUCGGAAGUUUUCCAUCUCUGCAAGAGGUAGUGUGGGAGAUAAAGGUCACUCUAGCAACUUCAAAGGGGGAGACGAAAGCCAAAUUUAAGCAGGAAAUGUACAAAACUGUAAGCAUGUUGUGGAAGACAGGGAAGCAACAAAAAUUAAAUACUGUGUUUUUUUUUUUUUUUUUUUUUUUUUUUUUUUAAUUAUUGUAUUCCUUUUCUCGAACAUAUGUUAAAUAUGACAACCGUAUAACGGAAAGAUGAGGGGCAAAAAGUUUAAGUGACGCAAUCGUCGGAUAUUGAAAAAAAUCCUACGAUAUUUUGGGUCACUUAUGUGUUAAGAGAUUAUAAGUGACACUCUGUGAGUUGUUUUUCGUAUUUUUCUCAAAAAUUUUGAUUGAUAUAUCCUUUCUUCUAUGUCACAGCAGCGCUAAGUCUUCGACUUAUCGUUUUAAAUAUGACUAGUGCUGCCAUCUAUCACCCUUUUUCGUAAUCAUUUCAUUGUGCCCAGUUGACGCUUUUGAGACGACGGCUACAUAAGUAAACCUUUAAUAUUAUUUACGUAUCGUAUUAUGGUAAAAUAUUUGUUGUAUUUUAACAUAUUGUUGCUUCUUGUGAUGUAAAAAAUGUUUUAUUUUAGUUGUCAGUUGUGACAAUAGUAAUAAAUAUAUUUAUAUUGUAUAUUUAGAUAUUAAAAUUAUUCAAUAAAGUUGAAAAUUAUUUUUCUAAAGCAAAUUUUAACUUUAUCUAUCAUAAGUGUUAACUUUAUCCUAUUAUUUAAAAUUUUUUAACUUUAUCUACCAUAUGUGUUAAAAGAACUUAACAUAAGUAAUGCGUUUUAACAUUUCUAUAGACAUGUCUGAUUCUGAAUCAUUCGUCUCAAAUAUAUCUUUGAUAAAUCUUUAGAAACUGAAAUGAAUUUUAUGAAAUAAACGACAUAAUUUUUUCAAUUUUUGCUAAUCUGCUGACUUUUUAUUAAUUUUUAAAUGGUAAUAAUUUGAAAUAAAACAUUUUGUAAUUUUCUCAAGAAAUUUCAAUAUUUAAUAUCGAAAACAUUUUUUCACCUAGAAUGACCAACUGCAUGUAAUUUACUCAGAAAAGAUGCUUUUUAUUACAGAAUAGACUUAAUAAUCAUUUCGUAUGUGAGUAUAUGUGUAUUUUUCAUGUUCGUAUUCGAUCUUGUAAAUAAAUGUAGUUGCUAAAAUCAUUGUAGAAGCAAAUUAAUCUGUAUUUUUCAUCUGCUUACCCAAUUGUAAAAUUAAAAAAUUUUGUCUUUUUUUGAAAUAAAUAUUUUGCUCCAAA
Stegodyphus dumicola is the source of this 3155-nucleotide messenger RNA. Its product is annotated as excitatory amino acid transporter-like. Gene Ontology annotation, cellular component: plasma membrane. NCBI's taxonomy places the organism in Eukaryota, Metazoa, Arthropoda, Arachnida, Araneae, Eresidae. Gene Ontology annotation, biological process: L-glutamate transmembrane transport. The record is from RefSeq and is a predicted model, not a curated record. Gene Ontology annotation, molecular function: neutral L-amino acid transmembrane transporter activity; L-glutamate transmembrane transporter activity; glutamate:sodium symporter activity.